AUGGCCGCUAUAAAGAACUUGAACCCAAAAGCCGAGCUUGCUCGAAAUCACCAGGCCCUUGCCAUCAAUAUUUCCGCCGCUCGUGGUCUGCGCGAUGUCAUGAAGACCAACCUCGGCCCCAAGGGAACGAUGAAAAUGCUCGUUUCCGGCGCUGGCGACAUCAAAUUGACAAAGGACGGCAAUGUGCUUUUGAAUGAGAUGCAAAUCCAGUCACCUCCUGCUAUGCUCAUCGCCAAGUGCGCUACUGCUCUUGAUGACACUGUCGGCGACGGAACUUCUCAGCUUAUUUGCUUCAUUGGCGAGCUUCUGAAGCAAGCUGAUGGACAUAUCGCUGAUGGAGUUCAUCCGAGACUCAUCAACGAUGGCUUCAGACUCGCAUCUGUUGAGGCUAAAAAGGCGCUUGAAAUUAUCGCUGAAAAGAAGGAAAUCAAUCGAGACCUCCUCCUUCAGGUCGCAAGAACGAGCCUUCGAACAAAACUUGAUGCAGAGCUCUCUGAGAAGCUGACAGAAGCUGUUGUCGAUGCUAUCCUAGCUAUCCAGAAAGAGGGUGAGGAGAUCAACCUUCACAUGGUCGAAAUCAUGGAAAUGCAGCACAGAUCUGCCAUGGACACUCAACUCAUCAAAGGUCUCGUUCUCGAUCACGGAGCUCGACAUCCCGACAUGCCAAAGCGAAGUGAAAAGUGCUUUAUUCUUGCCGCCAAUGUCUCCCUCGAGUACGAAAAAACCGAGGUCAACUCUGGCUUCUUCUACAAAACCGCUGAGGAGCGAGAAAAGCUCGUCAAGGCCGAGCGUGCUUUCACCGAUCAAAAAGUGCAGAAAAUAAUCGAUUUCAAGAAACAGGUCUGCAAAGACGAAGGCGAGGGUGAAGCCUCCUUCAUCUUGAUCAACCAGAAGGGUAUCGACCCCAUCUCUCUUGAUGCGCUUGCCAAAGAAAACAUUGUUGCUCUACGACGAGCCAAGCGACGUAACAUGGAGCGAUUGGCACUCGCUUGUGGUGGACAUGCUCAGAAUUCGGUCGAUGACCUCACUCCUGACUGCCUUGGAAAAGCUGGACUCGUUUACGAAGCUGUCUUGGGCGAGAACAAAUUUACUUUUGUCGAGGAUUGUGUCAACCCACAGUCUGUCACUCUUCUGAUCCGAGGUCCCAACCGACACACCAUUGCACAGAUCAAAGAUGCCAUUCGAGAUGGUCUUCGAGCGGUCAAAAACUGCAUUGAUGACAAGCAAGUCGUUCCUGGAGCCGGUGCCUUCGAAAUCGCUUGUCACCAGCAUUUGAUCGAGUACUCCAACACCGUCAAAGGUCGACAGGCUCUUGGUGUCCGGGCCUUUGCCGAGGCGCUUUUGGUUGUUCCCAAGACUUUGGCGAACAACUCUGGUCACGAUCCAAUGGAUGUUGUCGUUACUCUCCAGUCAGAAACACGAAUGAAUAAAGAGGCGAUGGGCGUUGAUCUUCAAACAGGCGAAGCAAUCAUCCCUGGUGAUGAGGGCAUUUGGGACAACUAUUGCGUCAAAAGCAGAUUCUCGACUCCGCGACCGUCAUCUCCGAGCACUUCCUCCUCAUCGAUGAGAUCAUGCGAGCCGGUUUAG
Oikopleura dioica is the source of this 1587-nucleotide messenger RNA. NCBI's taxonomy places the organism in Eukaryota, Metazoa, Chordata, Appendicularia, Copelata, Oikopleuridae. The record is from the annotation of a GenBank genome assembly.